GGGUUAUUAGGUAACCCACCCCAGCGUGGCAACACCCCGUGAUGUGCAGCUCCUGAGUGGGUUUAGCGUGCCGUAUCCUCUCCAUCAUGGUUCCUAAUUUCGUCCAUCCUUCCCCCAGAAUCAGAAAGUGAGAUGCGAGGACCAUGAGCAGAGUCAAUUGACAAGCAGCGAAUUCCAGGAAAGAAGGGCGAGGAACGUAGAAUAAGAAAAAAAAAAAAUUUACAAAUUCGAUCUGUUCAGCUGAUAACUCACAAAGUCAAAAGUAGACUUGUCUAGCCCCUCCCCUCCAAGUAGGGGAGUGUCAAAAGUACAGCAUGGGGCCCGUUCAGACAAACAUUCAGCUAUCUAUCGACGCGUUGACGCUAAUCAAGUGGUUACCAUGGGUAAAGAGCAAUCGAAUGGUUGGUUUCGGAGAACUGUUCUGGAUGAACGGAAGGAUGAAAGGGUGCAGAUUAGGAAAGGCUGGAGGAAAUCCGACCUGCAUGCAGGUUUCAAGGCGGUGUGUGAAUUCAUAACGGUGGAUGGGUUCGAUCGGCUCCAAUGACGCUUACUGCUAACUCACAAAGUUGGGUUAGCUUU
Aspergillus neoniger CBS 115656 is the source of this 579-nucleotide messenger RNA. RefSeq lists its product as uncharacterized. The coding region runs from base 380 to 544 and encodes 54 amino acids. NCBI's taxonomy places the organism in Eukaryota, Fungi, Ascomycota, Eurotiomycetes, Eurotiales, Aspergillaceae. The transcript has a single exon. The record is from RefSeq and is a predicted model, not a curated record.